UAAAAAACUGAACUAGGAUCUUCCAUUCAUUUUCAAAUUCUUUCCCAAGAAAUAAAUCAUUUACUCCCAGAAGUAUUUCCUGAUAGCCAAUCACCAAAAGAAAAAUUACUCACUCUCUCACAUUAUAAAUUCCGCAGCACCCAAUCAAUAAACUCGUCUUCUUUUUCUAUAUCUUUCCAUCAAUUCUUCUUCUUAGUUCCUCAUUCUUGAUUCUUGAUUCUUAAAAGAUUCAUAUAUAUCCUAAAUACCCAUCAAAGACUCUUCAAGAAAAAGAGAAAUGAAAAAACAAGAAGCAGUUAUUACUUAUACUUUAUUCUUGUUUGUUCUUGGCGUGGGUCUAAGUAGAGCCAGUAAUGGUAUCGGAGUGAACUGGGGAACCAUGACUACGCGCCUACUGGACCCGGAAAAAGUUGUGCAUAUGUUGAAACAAAAUGGGUUUCGAAAAUUGAAAUUGUUUGACGCUGAUGAAAGAAUCAUGGCAGCUUUAAUUGGAAGCGACAUUGAAGUGAUGCUGGCGAUACCCAAUAACAUGUUGCAUCAGAUGAGUGCAGAUCCUGAUUCUGCUGCUUCUUGGGUUGAUUCUAAUGUUACUACUUGGAUGUAUGAUGGUGGAGUCAAUAUCAAGUAUGUUGCAGUAGGAAAUGAACCCUUUCUUCAAGCAUAUAACGGCUCCUAUCUACAAGUCACAUUACCAGCUCUCAGAAAUAUCCAGCAAGCUCUCACCCAUGCAAAUCUUUACUCUCGGGUCAAAGUUACAGUACCAUUCAACGCCGACAUCUACUACUCUCCAGAUUCAAAUCCAGUUCCAUCCGCCGGCGAUUUUCGACCCGAACUCGCCGAUCCCACCAUAGAAAUCAUCCAGUUUCUCCAUUCAAACGACGCUCCGUUCACUGUCAAUAUCUACCCGUUCUUGAGCCUCUACGGAAAUGCUUAUUUCCCAUUAGAUUUCGCAUUCUUUGAAGGAACAAACAAGCCGGUCAAAGACGGACAUUUGAGCUAUCAGAAUGUGUUCGAUGCAAAUUUCGACACUCUGGUUUGGGCGUUAAACAAAGCAGGUUAUCCCGAAAUGAAGAUCAUAAUCGGAGAAGUCGGUUGGCCAACGGACGGUGAUAAACACGCUAAUCUCCCAUUAGCUCAGAAAUUCAAUCAAGGAUUAAUCCAACACGUUCUCACCGGAAAAGGAACGCCGGCGAGAAAAGGUAAAAUCGAAGCUUAUCUGUUCAGUCUCAUGGACGAGAAUUCAAAAAGCAUUGCUCCGGGCAGCUUUGAACGACACUGGGGAAUCUUCGAAUACGACGGUAAACCUAAAUAUAGUUUGGAUUUAUCAGGAUUCAAACACGAUAAAGGACUAAUUCCAGUUGACGGAGUCAGAUACAUGGUGAGGAAGUGGUGCGUUUUAGACGCGGAAGAGUUAGAAAAUGAUUUAACGGAGUUAUUGGCGGAGAGCGUUACCUACGCUUGUAGUUUAUCGGAUUGUACGGCGUUAGGGUUUGGAUCGUCGUGUAAUCAUCUGAGCGUUGAAGGGAAUGCUUCGUAUGCGUUUAAUAUGUAUUAUCAGGUGAAUGAUCAGAAGGAUUGGAGCUGUGAUUUCUCUGGUUUGGCGAUGGUUUCCGAUAAAGAUCCGUCAGAGGGGGACUGUGAAUUUCCGAUUAUGAUUGCGUAUGCUUACUCGUUGGCGAUUGGUUUUGAUUUGUUGGUGAGAAUUGUAGUAGGUUGUUUGGUGUUCUUGGUGUUGCUGUAA
This is a messenger RNA of Mercurialis annua (annual mercury), 1741 nucleotides long. Its product is annotated as glucan endo-1,3-beta-glucosidase 8. Gene Ontology annotation, cellular component: plasma membrane. Gene Ontology annotation, molecular function: hydrolase activity, hydrolyzing O-glycosyl compounds. The record is from RefSeq and is a predicted model, not a curated record. The transcript is spliced from 2 exons. NCBI's taxonomy places the organism in Eukaryota, Viridiplantae, Streptophyta, Magnoliopsida, Malpighiales, Euphorbiaceae. Gene Ontology annotation, biological process: carbohydrate metabolic process. The coding region runs from base 278 to 1741 and encodes 487 amino acids.